AUGGUGCUGCUUAGCGCUUCUCGAGUUAGUAAGUUUAAAUACCUUGGGCACGUCCUACUCCCCGACCUCAAAGAUAAUGGUGAUAUAGAGAGAGAACGAAGAGCGUUGUCGGUGAGAGCAAAUAUGCUGGCUCGUAGGUUUGUACGUUGUUCUCAUGACGUAAAAGUCACAUUAUUCAGAGCACAUUGCACUAACUUCUACACGUGCGGCCUAUGGGCCAGUUUUACUCGACAAACAUACAACUCGCUUCGGGUGCAGUAUAAUAACGCAUUUAGGGUGUUGCUGGGGCUGCCUCGCUUCUGCAGUGCAUCAAGAAUGUUUGCAGAGGCGCGGGUGGAUUGCUUUUUCGCCACUAUGCGAAAGUGUUGCGCUUCUUUGGUGCGCCGGGUGCGGGGCAGCUCCAGCAACGUCUUACGGAUGAUAGCCGAAAGAAUGGACAUCUCCGCAGGGCCCUGA
Molecule: messenger RNA, 456 nt
Organism: Pieris macdunnoughi
Lineage: Eukaryota; Metazoa; Arthropoda; Insecta; Lepidoptera; Pieridae
Source: the annotation of a GenBank genome assembly